AUUGCCAACAUAGAAGAUAUUCAUAUUUGCAAGUCAUUUACACGCAGGCCGUGAGGUAUCAAACACGUCGCCUGAAAGGUUAGCACGUUAAUUGUUCUAAUGUGUUUGUUUUGGAUUAGGUGAUUGAGGCAGGGAAACUAGACGCUGCACGUUCAUUACUUGCUAGACUUCAAGAAGAAGAAGAAAGAAAAAAACAUGACUGUUUGGCUACCGAUGCUCGUAUUAGUCGCAUCGCUUCCUAUUGUGUCCAUGACACCAGAAGAGGUGUGUGACCCAGAUGUUCCCUCUCGAUCUCUCUUAACUGAUCACAGUCAGAGCCACGGGAAUGUCAAGUGCCCAGAAGGAGAGUACUCACGCUGGGGAGUGUGCUCACCGUGUCAAGAAGGGACAUUCAGGACCAAAUUGAUGGCCGAACAAGAUUAUCCAGCCUGUCUUGCAUGCCAGGUACCAGAUCCGGGCAUGAAUGAGAUCGUUAUAAAGCCAUGCAGCAAGACCAGGGACGCUUUGAUAAUGUGUGAAUAUGGCUUUUACCGCUCUGAGACUCCAGGAAAACCAUGUGAUUCCAAAUGUAAACGCUGCUCCAUUUGCGGGAUGGGUACAGAGAUGUUUAAAGACAACGAGGCUCUGAAUUGCUCUGACACCCAGGACACGCUGUGCUGUGCCAACAAAAACGUCGCUGAUGAAGUGGGCAGACGCUGUGUUGAGAUGACCUCCGCUAGGCCUACGACCCCCUCAAGGGUGACGGAAGUUUCGUCUGCAGCCAGCAGCGCGAUGACCUCAACAGAAAUAGCACAACUUGCAAAGUCGAAUCCUGAGCAAAGCGCUGGCACAGGUAGUGUCUCACCUUGUCUAAGUUCCAAAACUCUAAUCAUUUGGUCAAAAUUUUUGGCGCUUGCUAUAUUAAAAUUUCUUUGUAAUUGUUAGUGGUAAUGUGAACAAGGUUGGGGCUGAAUGGGUGUUCGAGCUAAAAAACUGUGGGCCGGUACCCAAAUGGGUCAGUAGGGACAUCUAAAGGCCUCAAAGGCUAUUGAACGUAUUAAAUUGUUUAAUAAUAUUCUCUUGUAAAAGAGGCUUUCUAAGCGUCGUUUUUUUUUAAACCUUAUACAGACUCUACAAUGUAAUGCUAAUUUAAUCUUGCACAUUUUAAGAAAUAAUGUAAUAGCUUGCAUCCGUAGACAGUGCUACUAGCAGGCCCCAUUCUAUUAGGGCCUAUAUACUUAGUAAUUAAACUAUAUUUAUGUCAGACGUAGCUGUAUGUCAGACGUAGCUGUAUUUCAGACGUAGCUGUAUGUCAAACGUAGCUGUAUGUCAAACGUAGCUGUAUGUCAAACGUAGCUGUAUGUCAAACGUAGCUGUAUGUCAAACGUAGCUGUAUGUCAAACGUAGCUGUAUGUCAAACGUAGCUGUAUGUCAAACGUAGCUGUAUGUCAAACGUAGCUGUAUGUCAAACGUAGCUGUAUGUCAAAUGUAGCUGUAUGUCGUAUUGUUGGUAGCCAUUGUCAUGAAAAUGUUUUCAAAUUUAGAAUUUAACUAAAAUAUGUUUAACUUAACUUUUUUUUUCUACUAAGAGAUCUAAUAUACAAUAUUUGAUAUAUAUUCAUAUAACUUUCAAUUCUCUGAUUGUUCCACGGAUCUCCAUAACUUUAAAAUCUCUAAUAUAACAAUCAAUCACUAUAACUAUAAAAUCUCUUAUUUAACCCAGAGAUCUGUAUAACUGAAUAAUCUCUGAUUUAGCCAGAGUUGUGUAUAUUUAUAAUCUCUUUUUUUAGCCUGAGAUGUAUAACAAUAAAGUCUCUGAUACUACAAUAUAUAUAUAUAUAUAUAUUUAUAAAAUAUCCAACUACAUAUAGAAUCCACUUAUUUACAUUCUGUGGCUUAUCAGUAUUACUGUGGAUAAAAGACACCGUGAAUGUGACAUUGGUGUCUCAAUUUAGGAAACCAAAGUACUAAGUCAAAUAAAUGUAAACAUUCUUGAGGAGUUUGGUACUUGAAAGUGAAGCUUUUUGUUCGUUAUAUGUAAGUGCAAUCUUUACAUCAAUGUGGGCCUACACGAAGGCAGUAUUAAACUGUGGCGUCCAAUCUUUUUUGAACACCUAGUCAGGCCUCGCGGGGCAUUAGGGUUCCUCGGAACACAGUUUGGGAAGCACUGGGCUAGGGGCGUUGUUAUAAUCCUAGUACUUUUGGCUUUGUUGUUGUUCUUUUUUAUAUUUAUGUCAAAUGAACAUUCCAUUUAUGUAACAACUUUUUUUUUGCUUUGAUUCCGAGGAACAAUUCUUAUAAAUCUUUUUGGGAAUUAGGAUUUUGGCAAAAAAAAUGAGAGAAACAAUGUAGUGUUGGUUGUGUGGGUGUGUGGGUGUCUGCUUGUGUGCUUGUGUGGACUUUUGUGGGGGUGUGCUUGUGAGGACUUGUGUGGGUGUGUGCUUGUGAGGACUUGUGUGGGUGUGUGCUUGUGUGGGUGUGUGCUUGUGUGGACUUGUGUGGGUGUGUGCUUGUGUGGAACAGUGUGGGUGUGUGCCUGUGUGAGUGUGUGCUUGUGAGGACUUGUGUGGGUGUGUGCUUGUGUGUGUGUGUGUGCUUGUGUGGGUGUGUGCUUGUGUGGACUUGUGUGGGUGUGUGCUUGUGAGGACUUGUGUGGGUGUGUGCUUGUGAGGACUUGUGUGGGUGUGUGCUUGUGUGUGUGCUUGUGUGGGUGUGUGCUUGUGUGGACUUGUGUGGGUGUGUGCUUGUGAGGACUUGUGUGGGUGUGUGCUUGUGAGGCCUUGUGUGGGUGUGUGCUUGUGUGGGUGUGCUUGUGUGGACUUGUGUGGGUGUGUGCUUGUGUGGAACAGUGUGGGUGUGUGCUUGUGUGAGUGUGUGCUUGUGUGCUUGUGUGGACUUGUGUGGGUGUGUGCUUGUGAGGACUUGUGUGGGUGUGUGCUUGUGAGGACUUGUGUGGGUGUGUGCUUGUGUGGGCGUGUGCUUGUGUGAGUGUGAGCUUGUGCGGGUGUGUGUGUGUGUGCUUGUGGGUGAGUGAUUAAUGUCUGAAAUAAGAGUCAGAUCCGUUUGGAGCGCAGUACUGUCUUCGUGUUAGAUGUUAUUUACUUGAUUGAUAUAAUAUACUCAAUGUCAAAGUUUUAAUUAAUUGAUAGUGUGAGUUUAGCACUAGUCUACAUUGUAUAGUCAAUGGCAAUAUUGUAUAGUAUUUAUCCAUUGUUGUAGGCAUAAGGUAUUUAAAUCUACAAUUUUAAUAGCCUGGCAGCUGCCUGUAUUAUUUCCAGCCUCUGGGCAUUGUUGCCUCUUUGCAUUACAAAAGCUUACAUAACCAUUCUCUCUCUACUUACAACCAGGGUACUUAUAUAUGCUAUUUUAACUCACAUUAACAAAUAUCUUUUUUGGGGUAAAGAAAAGAAUCCAACAUUUAAAAGGAUGUCUUGUUAUUGUCACAUUUAUUACGAUAUUUUAAUAUUAACGCCAUUUUCUAUGCAUAUUUUUAUAAUCUAAAUCAACUUUAUAAACCAUACAUAACUAAUGAAUAUAUAGGGUAUGUAUCAUUAGCAAGACACGAAAGGUAAUACUUCGCGUGGUAUAGGAACCGAACAACGCUCGACAGGGGUCUAUCUUUUUUCGCUAUUUUUAUCUGGGGGGUAGCUUAAGAGGCAAAGGGUACAGAAACAACCCGGAUCAAAUUGAGGAGUUUAACACGAACAUUCGCAAUACAGUUGCGGAAAUCACACCAAAUGAGCUGACCAAAAGUUUUCCAAAACAUGAGAUGUGCUAAUGUGUGCAUCGAAGUGCACGGUGUGCACUUUCAACAGCGCCUGUGAACAGUGAACUACUUAGUAUGUUAUUAUUUAAUAAUAUUCUGUUUCGACUAGCUUAAAUUAAAAAUUAUGAUCUAAUAUACUUUGCUCCUACCAGGCCUCAUUUAUCGUGGCCACGAUGUAGAUUGAUUUUUUAUGCUAAUAAGUUUCAUGAUUAUUCUAGUUACAAGAUAUACUACGUGAAUCAUUGCUUGCUUGCUUUUAACCAAACAAAUUAUAUUUAUUGGUUAUUUGUUGACAUUUUUAAAAAAUGAAGGCCCAAUACUAGCAUCCAUCCACAUUUUUAGUUCAUUGUACAAAUAUGGCCCAUAUAUCAGGCACAUCUUGCUUUUUAGUGUAAUAUAUUAUUUAUUUAUUCUAUCCUGCUUUUAUAGUAAGGUUCACAUUUUAGACCAUGCGGUCCAUAGGGCAGAUGCUAUUAAGAUCAUUUGUUUCUUUGGCCAACAGUUAACGAGCAGGGUGUCGUAUGGUUAGAAAACCCCCCUUUACUUUCCCCAAUUAAAGUCAGGUAUCCAUUAGAGUUGGGUGGAAUCAGGGGCGUCCUAAAAAAUCCCUAAGUUCAAAAUCUCAAUUUUCAUUAUUUCAUCAACUCAGGACCCCAGGUUUAGAAGCUUUUAUACGAGACAUUUAUGUUAUCAUUGUGGUAUUGUUAUAAUUAGAGAUUUCCAUAAUAGGCAUAAAAAAUGUAACUAGUUAGUUGUUGUUUUUUCAUUGCUUUAAUAUAGCACAACUUUCAUGCCUAUAGUAUGGUCAAAUCUCUUUUGUGGACCAGUGGAGGUAAGGGGUUAAUGAUUAAAGGUUUUUUUUUUUUUUUUUGGUGCUCAAUUAACACAACUCUGCUGUAGUCUGGUGUCAAACUCGAGACAACUUGAUAGGUAGCUCAGCGGUUUUAGCCACUCGGCCACACAACCCCACUUCUGGUGUACUUUUUUUUUUUUUAAAUUUUGGUGCAUUUUUUUUUUUUUGCAGCCAUUUCGUUAGUAUCACAAAAUAAUUUUAGUAUGUAGGAAGUGUUACACUUUUUUCUCACACUAUGACCUACAGUGUAUUAAAGCACAAAUGGACAACUAACUAGUGGUAGUAAAGGAGAUUUGGUUCGAAGACCAACUGUCAAGAAUCUACAUAUUAUUAAAUUCUAGCUUUAUUCUUUUUUUUUUUAGUUAGCAACAGUAAAGAUUACUUUAGUGCCCUUAACACUAUCUUGAGAUCUUCAAUAAUUUGUUAUAUAUUUAUUAUUUGGUUUAAACACAAAAUGAAUUGUUAAUAUAUGUGUCUAUAGAUUGAUCUUUGUAUAAAUGUUGUAAAAUGUUUGACAUGUUUCGGAUGUUCCUUCAGAGUUGAAGAUAUUUUACUUCCUAGUCCAAACCUCCCGCAGGACGACGAGGGAUGGGAGCGGGCGGGGUUUGAACCCGAGACCAUCGAUAAAAUCCGAACGACAGUCCAGCGCGCAAAUAGCACGACCAGACAGCCAUCUUUAAUACAUUCAUGUAACGACGAAUUACUGUUUUACUUUAAAGGUUUUUUUUUUUUAAAAAAGGGCAUUUUUUUAGGGCAUUUGUUGUAGGGUCAUCUGUUUAUCUGGCCCACGCUCUGUCACGUUUUCAAUUGAAUCUCCUAAGCAUUAGAUAUUUAGAGUUGUGAUAGACGUUGAAUUUUUUUUCUUUUGGUUGUGACGUUGUUAAUGCUGAAAUCUACAUUAGAUGUUUGCCAAAAGUUUAACUAUCGUAAAUUUUAAAGCUCAAGUAUUCAUAGUGGCGUCCGUGUGUCUGUGUUAUCAUUAUUUUUAUCGUUUAUCUUCAUGCAAUGUUGUAAUCUACAUUGUUUUGGUGUCCAAAAAUGUUAUUAUUAUUAUUAUUAUUGUUAUAUUUAUGUAUAUUAUAUUUUAUUUAUGUUAGAUUUUUCACAUAAAUGUAAUGAACAAAAUUUUACAAGAAAGUUGAUUAAACUUUGUGAAAGAUUGCUUGACGGUACAUGUGUUCCAAAGACGAAGAGAAUGGGUAAUAAAAAAAUAUUUUUCAUUCAGUUA
Messenger RNA from Biomphalaria glabrata, 5826 nucleotides. RefSeq names its product tumor necrosis factor receptor superfamily member 16-like. Gene Ontology annotation, molecular function: protein binding. The transcript has 3 exons. The record is from RefSeq and is a predicted model, not a curated record. NCBI's taxonomy places the organism in Eukaryota, Metazoa, Mollusca, Gastropoda, Planorbidae. Bases 196 to 924 code for a protein of 242 amino acids.